Messenger RNA from Trachemys scripta elegans, 2159 nucleotides. Its product is annotated as cortexin-3-like. Bases 884 to 1144 code for a protein of 86 amino acids. The record is from RefSeq and is a predicted model, not a curated record. Lineage: Eukaryota; Metazoa; Chordata; Testudines; Emydidae. The transcript has a single exon.
UCUCCAUAAAACCAUGCUGAAGAGUAUUAAUUGUACUGCUAUCCUCUAACAGGGUAUCAGUUGAAUUCUGUAUCAAGUUUUCCAUUAUUUUGCCCAGGACUGAAGCCAAGUUAACCAACUGGCCUACCUGGGUCAUUCUAAGUAGCACUCUCCCAGUCUUCUGGAAUUUCCCCGCUGUUCCAAAAUGGAUUAAAAAUUAACAGCAGCAGGUCCGAGAACUCCUCUGAGACCUUAGUGUCUCCCGUUGCCAGGCUGCCACGAAGGAGGCUGCAUGACCUAGUGGAUAGAACAAGGAAGUCCCAGCUCUGUCAUGGGGUGAGCUUGGGCAAGCCACUUUCCCUGUGCUGUGCCUCAGUUUCCCCAUCUGCAAAAGAGGGAUAACGACACUGGCCCUCCAAGCAAAGCGCUUUGCUGCUGAAAGGUGCCAGAGAAGAGCUGGGGAUUAGAAUUGAGGGAGGAUGUAGACAACUCUAAAUGACCCAGCGGCAAUGGCCAUGAUGAGCUGUUACCCCCAGUGGGGUGGAGGAAGCCAGGAAACUCCACCGAUGCCCCAUUUCCUCCCUCCACCCUCACCUCUGCCCCAGCUGCUGGGCUUGGAGGUAGCAGAAGGGCCAUGAUGGCUCCCUACACUGCAGCGAUCCUUAGAGCUGGGUACAGGGCCACUCCCCACCUGUGGGGGGCAAAGGAAAAGGUGGGAGCCCCAUUGCCUGGGCUGCUUGAAACCAGGCGGAGCAAAGCCCCGCCCCGGAGGACUAACCUGCCCUAGGCCCUGGCUAAGGAUAAGGCUGCUUAGUGCCCUGGGGAUCUAACAGUGAGAAGUGCUUUCUGAUUGCAGGCCCGGUAAGUAGCCAGUGACGACCCUCCGGGCCCGUCGUUCCUCACCAUGGCAGAGGACGUCCUCAGUACCACCCUGUCCGUGCCGGGAGUUGCCCUGCCUGUGCCAGGAGUUGCCCUGCCCAUUCCGAUCCCGUCCCUGACCUUGGAGCAGAAGGCAGCCUUUGUCUUCGUCUUCUUCCUCUUCAUCUUCCUGGGCCUUUUGAUUGUCCGCUGCUUCCGGAUCCUGCUGGACCCGUACCGGAGCACGUCCUCCUCCACCUGGACGGACUACAUGGAGAAAGACGCGUCCGAUUACCGCCUCCCCUGAGCAUGGGCCUGGGGCUGCAGGGGGCUCUUAGCAAGGGGAGAGGAGGGAUUCCCAUGACCCAGGCAGCCCGGCCUGCAGAGCUUGCCAGGACUCUCGCUUUCAAGGCAACAAGCUACCUGCAGAUAGGAACACACCCUGGUGGUGGUUGCCCUGAGGUCAGAGCAAGCCCUUAGGCAUGUGCCACUGGCUGGAAGGAUGCGACUGCAGGCACUGACCAGCGGCCCUCUGACUGCUCAUGCAACCGCCGGUCAAGUCCCACUAGGGAAAAAGGGGAGCUUUGUCCUUCGGUCAGGACAACAGAUGGUGCCUGAACUCUAGCCCUCGGCCGGGUUACACAGGGCACGAUGCUCUCCUCGGCUUCUCCUUCCCAUUGCCGGCUGUGAUGGCACUCGUUCUCGCAGCUCUGAGGUGGAGUGACAGACGCAGUCUGUACACCUGUAGCGUCUCGCUGGCCCAUGCAAGGUUAGGGAGGGACCUGAGAACAGCCAACACUCCCAGAUUUUAUCCCCUGAUAAAUGCAGAUGGGGGAGUUGGGCAGUUAGCAAGAAGUCACAGUCAUCCCACAAGGACAUGAGGAGUCAGCCGGUGGUGUUGAACCUAAUCCAAUUAAGUCACAUUCUAUCCUAGAACCUGUCUUUGUGCAAGAAUCACACGGAUGCAGAUGAUAAAAUGGGAUAGGAAUCAACCAGUCAAUCCAGACAGCGGUUUCCACAUUUGAUUACCCUGGUACCUACUGAGGUCAUCAAGGUCUAGAGAUCUAGGGACUUACAUCGCAUCAUGAGUCUCUGAGCAACUCUGAUAAUAGCUCCCUUCACUAAUGAGCAACACUCGUCUUCACACUGUAACUUGACGAUUAACUCCCAGGUGGUCCACCAAGUACUAUCAAAGGCAACAACUUUUGGAUGUAUGCUGCACAGACAGGAGCAGACGUGGCUUGGUUUUCCUCUUCCCAGCCACGUUUUUCACUCUUGGGUGGUCACCUUUGCUCUUCCGACUAUUCAGGGUGAAGUGUUGG